AUGUUCCUUGCCAAUUUUACCUACUUAGCUACAUUGAACCUCUCAUUCAAUAGUCUAGAAGGCCAAAUACCUGAGGGGGGUGUUUUCUCAAAUCUCACCUCGCAGUCUUUGAUAGGAAAUGCCGGGCUAUGUGGGGCCCCACGCUUAAGAUAUCCUCCAUGCCUCGAAAGAUCUCGCUCAAGUAAUAAACACUUGUUACAAAUUCUAGUCCCAACAGUCCUCGAGAACGCUAUCCGAAGCUUUGUUGCGGAGUGUCAAGUUCUUCGAAUGGCGCGACACCGCAACCUGAUAAAAAUACUCAACACAUGUUCCAACCUUGACUUCAGAGCAUUAGUGCUUCAGUACAUGCCAAAAGGCAGCUUAGAGAUGAUCCUACACCGGUCUCAUAGUUCAUGUCACCUAGGGUUCCUUGAGAGGCUAGGCAUCAUGCUCGAUGUGUCUAUGGCGAUGGAGUAUCUGCACCAUGAGCACUACAAGCUGAUAUUGCACUGUGACUUGAAGCCUAGCAAUGUGUUGCUUGACAAUGAGAUGACAGCACAUGUGGCUGACUUUGGCAUUGCAAGGUUGAUUCUAGAUGACAACUCCAUGAUAUCUGCGAGUAUGCCUGGAACAGUUGGGUACAUGGCACCGGAGUACGGAUCACUCGGAAAAGCCUCAAGGAAAAGUGACGUGUUCAGCUACGGAAUCAUGCUCCUUGAAGUCUUCACCAGAAAAAGACCCACCGAUGUCAUGUUCGACGCACAACUAACUCUUAGGCAGUGGGUUCAUCGGGCAUUUCCUGCGGAUCUUGUCCAAGUCGUUGACCGCCAACUUCUACAUGGCUCCUCAAUUUCAGGCUGCAGAUUGGACGAUGGCUUCUUAGCGUCAGUCUUUGAGGUGGGUUUGCGCUGUUCCAGCGACUCUCCUGACCAGAGGAUGACAAUGCGCGACGUGGUCGUGACGCUGAAGAAGAUCAAAGCCGAGUACACCAAACUGGUAGCAACUAUGUCAACUAGUGCAGCACAGUGAACCGAUCUCAUGUGCUUGCUUAAUUGUGUCUCGU
Molecule: messenger RNA, 1042 nt
Organism: Triticum urartu
Lineage: Eukaryota; Viridiplantae; Streptophyta; Magnoliopsida; Poales; Poaceae
Source: RefSeq, a predicted model, not a curated record